GGUGAAGUGAGGGCGGGCCCAGGGCCUGAGGCGGGCCGGGCCGGGAGGGGGCGGGAAGGGGAGGGGAGGAAGAUGGCGGCGCCCACCGAGUGGCCCAGUUGCCAGGACUUCUCCGAGUUCCAGGAAGUAUUGCGGUUGAUGCGACAAAUUGAUGAUAGGAUAAUCCAUGAAUUAAAUACCAGUCUCCCCACAGAAUCCUUUGCUGGGAAGAUUGACGCAAGUGCAAGGUGCAAAGAGCUUUACCUUUCUUUGAAGGAAGCUCACACAAGUAGGGAUAAGGCCAUCAAGACCUGCAUAAACCAGUCCUCCAGUGCGGUGAACAGAUUACGAGAGGAGAGAAAUAAAGACAAGGAUAACUUAACGCUAAUAAAACAACUUCGAAAAGAACAGACUAACUUGAAACUAAUGCAGUCCGAAUUAAAUGUUGAAGAGGUUAUUAAUGACAGAAGUUGGAAGGUCUUCAGGGAUCGCUGCAGAAUUCAUUACAAACCUGAAACCGAUCUGUGAACCUGAAGAGUUGAAUAUUGGUCAGACUUCCAGACUGUGUCUUGAAAAGAAGGAAUCAAAUGAGAGUUACUCAGGUGCAAGCAGAGUGGACCAUUACAGGGACCGCUUCUAGGUUUAAGCCAAGACUUUUGUUAAGAUGGGCCUUUUAUCAUUGGGAGACAACACUAGUUCCAGUAAUCACUUAAAACAGCCCGUAAAAAUUGGGUCUUUUUUCAAUCCAAUUUGUUUUGAAUAUCAUGAGAUUUUUGCUUUUUUUUGUUAAUAGUCACAUAAUGGAACUGUACUGUUAUUGCUAAGGAAAGUCUGUUUUUUAAAUCACAUUUCCUUGAUUGUUUUUUUCCGUUCUCUUGUUACAAUUCCUAGACCGUGGCUCUACUGGUGUUUUUCAACUUAUAAAUUGUCUAAUCUGAGCUUUAAUUUGUGAGCGAAAUAAACAAUUUCAUACUAAAUAGUAGAUAGCAGUUUUUAAAAAUAAAGAGUCUGAUGAAUAAUAUAAUUUCCUGUACAAACAGUUAAUUGUAUUGGUAAUUUGAUGUGAAUUAUUCCUUCAGAUCUCCCACACAACCCUGGGAUGUUCAGUUGGGUUAGUUACUGAAAUAAAUCAUGAUGAUUAUUUUGUAUCAUGCAAUUUGUAACAUUUCUGUAAACUCAUAUCAGACAUUAGACUUUCAUAGAUCAUCUCUGCCUGUGGCAUUUUGGUAACAAUUGUAAAUACAUUUUAACUAUAAACUUCAUUAAAUUAGAAACCUUUGCUCAGGCUAGUUUUGUGGAUUUUGUCUGAGACAUUCUGUAUCCACUUUUUGAAUGAAAGUAUCAAUUUUGGUGUAAUUUCUUUUAAGAAAUGCAAUCUUCGAUGGUACUCUGCUUUCCUAUGCAAGAGGGUGGAGAGAGUCGUUCUAUGACAUUCCUAUCAUUUAGCUCUCUCACAAACUUAAUGACAGGGAAAUGUGAUUGAAUAUUGACAAGAUUUCAGGGUUUUCCUACCAAAGCAUCGUUAGCAUGUUCAGCAAUCCCCAAAUGUUAAAGUAUUUAUGUGGCCUUUGUUAUUCCUGGCUUCUACCUUGUGUCCAUCACUAUGAUCUGCUUAAAUAUGUUGUGUCAAUUUUCUCCACUAUAGGGAAACCUGGGGGUGGGGGUAAAGUAUUUCUUUGCAUUUUAUUAUGCUGCACACAUGUAUCCAGAAGCUCCUUCUAAUAGAUACUGCCCUGCAGAUUGUGUUAUACGCAAGGUAAAGGUGUACACCAAAAAAAUUAUUGAUACUGCCUGUAUCUCAGUGUUCAUCUGUAAAUAGAUUUGACUGUAACCCAGUUGUCAAGAAUUCCAUUCGCUUUAUUAAACUUGAAAACGAGACAGCUUUACAAUCUCAAAUGUUUUGUUCAUGUAUUGAAAAAGUUGAUAUUUUGCGAUGUACACACUGGAGAUUCUGUUCUCAAACCACCGUGGAACAACAUUUUGUCUGGAACUUUUGCCAUAUUUUGUUCUAAUCAUUUGGUGCUUUUAAGUUUGUGCAAAUGUAGAUACAAUGCAAAAUGUACUCCCCACAAGAUGGACCUGACCCUCAUUAAAAGACAUCCACAGAA
Messenger RNA from Amblyraja radiata (thorny skate), 2087 nucleotides. RefSeq names its product mitochondrial matrix import factor 23 (gene mix23). NCBI's taxonomy places the organism in Eukaryota, Metazoa, Chordata, Chondrichthyes, Rajiformes, Rajidae. The record is from RefSeq and is a predicted model, not a curated record. Gene Ontology annotation, cellular component: mitochondrial intermembrane space; mitochondrion. The transcript has 5 exons. Bases 73 to 507 code for a protein of 144 amino acids.